AUGGAGUGUAACCAACCAUGUCCAUAUUCUAAUACUUGUUCUUCUGAUCGUUUGGAUAACCCCCAACAAGAACAAAGAAUUCAUCAGUCACUACCGCCGGUAUUAUCGCUGGCACCAUCAAAGCAAAGAUUAUUAAAGAUGUGUCGAGAGAUAAAGUCGAUAUCAACAUCAAUAAAUCAACUCACUCCUGAUGAACAAAUAGAUAUAGGACAUAUCUUAGUAGAAAUAUUACAAAAUAAGAUAUCCAUGCUUUCAGAGAUAUUGAAUCACAAUCAGCCUAAGAAACUCCCACUAAAUCAACAACCACAGCAAGUAAUACCAUUGAAUCAGCAAGUACAACAAAUAUCUCAACAACUACCACUACAAUAUCAAGCAUCAUCACAAUUAUUAGAACAACAACCAUCACAACAACAACAAGCAUCAUAUAUAGACCAACAAAUACCACAAGUAUAUCGACAAGCACCACAACAACAAGUACCACAAGUGUACCAACAAGCAUUACAACGACAACAACAACAAGUACCACAAUUGUACAUACAAGUACCACGACGACAACAGCAAGUAUCACAAGUAUACCAACAAGUACCUCAACAACAACAAGCAUCCCAAAAACAACAUAUAUCAAUACCAAAGAAAUAUAAAGUGUAUCAACAAUCACAAGUACCGAUACUAAAUCAACAAGUACUGCAAGUACCACAACAACAACAACAGGUAUUUACAAUUACACGAGGGCAACAGCAAGCACCGCCACAACAACAAAUAUUUCAUAUGCACCAGCAAGCUCCACCUCAACAACAAGUGCUAAAGUACACAACAACAAGUACUACAACAAAUGUCACCGAAUACAUCAAGCACCACCACAUCAACAAGUACUACAAGCACACCACAGCAACAGGUACCACAACAACAUCAAGUAUCACGAGUGAAACAGCAAGCCCUCCACCACAACAACAGGUAACAACAAAACAGGUAUUAAAAUUUAUCCGAGUGCAACAGCAAGCACCACCACCAUCAACAAGUACUACAACAGUACCACACAACAAAAGGUGCCACAACAACAACAAAUAUACGAGUGCAAACAGCAGGCACCACACAAAUCCUACAAGUACCACAAAUGAAAACAGCAAAACACAAUACCAAAUACCACUACCAACAAUCAACAGAAAAGCUACAAACCACGCAACAAGUGCUCCAACCUAUACACAAAAUAAGCAACAGCAACAACUAAGAAGAUUACAAAAAACAACUACAAGAUAUUUUCAAGACCAAGUAAUUCAUAGACCAAGAUCAAGUAAUUCAGGAUCAAGUAACUCUGAAACCAAGAAAUUCAGGAUAAGUGAUUCAGAACCAAGAACAGCACAACUUACCAUCAUAUUUGAUCAAACAACAAUUACAACAUAUGCAAACUGA
Penaeus chinensis is the source of this 1410-nucleotide messenger RNA. RefSeq names its product alpha/beta-gliadin A-V-like. Bases 1 to 1410 code for a protein of 469 amino acids. The transcript is spliced from 7 exons. The record is from RefSeq and is a predicted model, not a curated record. Lineage: Eukaryota; Metazoa; Arthropoda; Malacostraca; Decapoda; Penaeidae.